UGUCAUUUCUGACCCCCGACUCUCUCUGCGCGCGCGCCCCCCUCACCAACCACCACUGCCACCCCUGGUUUGGACCUCCUGAUAUACAGGACAUACAGGCAGGCGAGGGCCAUACAGUGAGAGGAAAGCAGGAAGGAAAGGAGGGAGGACAGACAGACAGACGAAUAGAGAGGGAGAGAAAGAUCCGCCUCUGUCCUCCUCCGAGCACUCGCUGCGCGCACAGCGUGCCCGAACCGACGCGGCGAUUCCUCCUCUUCCUCCUCCUCCUCCUCCUCCUCCUCCUGUGUGAUCGGGAUACCAAAACACGCAGCGGCUGGCUUAUUAAUGCCUCCCCUCCGCUCGAUUCCCCCCUUUCUUCCAGGAAUCAUUUUUCUAGCAGCCGAAAUUCAUUCACGAGAGUUGAAAAACCAUCGAUCGGGGAAGGCUUUUUAAUUUUUUCUUCUUAUAUUUUUUCUGGUGCGUUUUUACGCCGCGGUGACUGGAUGAACGCGCGCAGGAAAAGGUUAUUCCCGACUCCUCUGCGCUAGAUGUGUCCACCUAUGUACCCCCUGCGCCUGGCGACACGGUCUGGGACGCACCACUGAGAUGUGAAUCUUCACCACUGAUUUACCCUUUGAUAGUGAAAACGUGCACAAAAACAGGCCUGCAUGGUGUCAGAAACACUGAACUGUGAGAGAAACGGCUCGCCGCACGACCGUCUGGACUCAGCAGGAAGUACCUACUCAUCCACUUCCAGGUCAAACUUGGACGUCAUGUGGGCCAGAUGCCUGCUCUUCAUCGCUACCUUGCUCUUCCCUGCAGCCGUCGUCUAUGGCCGGGCUCCCAUACCCAUGGCAGUGGUGCGACGGGAGCUGUCCUGCGAGUCCUACCCCAUCGAGCUGCGCUGCCCGGGCACGGACGUCAUCAUGAUCGAGAGCGCCAACUACGGCCGCACAGACGACAAGAUCUGCGAUUCGGACCCGGCUCAGAUGGAGAACACGCGGUGCUACCUGCCCGAUGCGUACAAGAUCAUGUCAUUCAGAUGUAACAACCGUACCCAGUGUGCAGUCGUGGCCGGUCCUGAUGUUUUUCCCGAUCCCUGUCCGGGGACGUACAAGUACCUUGAAGUCCAGUACGAGUGUGUCCCCUACAAAGUGGAACAAAAAGUUUUUCUGUGCCCUGGCAUUCUGCGGGGAGUAUACCAAAGUGAGCAUCUCUUUGAGUCGGAUCACCAGUCUGGUGCAUGGUGCAAAGACCCGCUGCAGGCCUCCGAUAAGAUCUACUACAUGCCCUGGACGCCAUACCGCACAGACACUCUGACGGAGUACUCAUCAAAGGAGGACUUCAUAGCAGGCCGGCCCACGACUACGUACAAGCUACCGCAUCGGGUCGACGGGACAGGCUUCGUUGUCUACGACGGCGCGCUCUUUUUCAACAAAGAGCGCACACGCAACAUUGUCAAGUUUGACCUGCGCACGCGUAUCAAAAGCGGCGAGGCCAUAAUCGCUAACGCCAACUAUCAUGACACGUCGCCGUACCGCUGGGGCGGCAAGUCGGACAUUGACCUUGCUGUGGACGAAAAUGGGCUGUGGGUGAUCUAUGCAACGGAGCAGAACAACGGGCGCAUCGUGGUGAGCCAGCUGAACCCUUACACCCUGCGCAUCGAGGGCUCCUGGGACACCACCUACGACAAGCGAUCCGCCUCCAACGCCUUCAUGAUCUGUGGCGUCCUGUAUGUCGUCAAAACGGUCUACGAGGACGAUGACAACGAAGGGACGGGGAACAAGAUUGACUACAUGUACAACACUGAUAAGAGCAAGGAGACCACCGUCAACAUCCCCUUCCCUAAUUCCUAUCAGUACAUCGCUGCCGUGGAUUACAACCCAAGAGACAACCUGCUGUACGUGUGGAAUAACUACCAUGUGGUCAAAUAUUCACUGGACUUCGGUAACAACGACUUCCGGCCGCCUCCCAUCAUCCCACCUAACCGGGGAGGAGGUCACGCAGGCGGUGGGGGUUCCUCCUCCUCAUCGACAGGCCGGGGCACCACCACCCGCUCCCCUCCCUACUACACCACCCCCAGACCCCUUCUCACCACCUCCCCUGGCCAGCGCUAUCGGACGACCACCACAGUCCGCCAGCCCAUCCUGGUUCCUGCUGGAGGCUCAGCGUCCGACACCAACCAGAUUCCGGACACCAACCAAAAAGCCGGGGGAUCCCCUCCGGUGCUGAGCCCCCCGGCCGUCCCCCAGCCCCCUGUCCUUCCACCCCAAGAUUUCUGCAGUCCGAGGGUGACAGCUGAUAUUUCGUGGCCCCGGACGCAGCAAGGCCAGACAGCCAAGCAGCCAUGCCCUGUGGGGACACUAGGAGUGGCUACCUACGUGUGCAUGGCACAUAUUGGCUACUGGGAUCCUCAAGGCCCUGACCUCAGCAACUGCACUUCACCUUGGGUGAAUCACAUCAUGCAGAAGCUUCGCUCAGGAGAGACGGCAGCGAUAGUGGCCAGGGAGCUGGCGGAGCAGACCAAGGGCCCUUUACGGCCGGGUGACGUGCCGUCCACGGUUCGGGCCAUGGCCCAGCUUGUUGAGCUGCUGGACGUUCAACUCCGAAACCUAACCCCUGGGGGCAAAGACAGCGCCGCCCGCAGCCUCACCAAGCUUCAGAAGAGAGAAAGGUCCUGCAGGUUUUUCACACAGGCGAUGGUUGAGACGGUAAAUAAUUUGCUGCAUCCACGAGCCCAGACAGCGUGGAGGGAGCUGCCCACCAGCGAGCAGCUGCACUCAGCCACUCUGCUCCUCGACACGGUGGAAACGGGGGCUUUUAUGUUGGCUGACAACCUCCUGAAGACUGACACUGUGCAGGAGACAACAGAAUACAUCCAGCUGGAGGUGGCCAGGCUGAGCACGGAUGGAAACCUCGCCGACCUGACAUUCCCUCAGUCAGAGCAACACGGAAACUCCAUCCAGCUGUCAGCCAGCACUCUGAAGCAACACGGCAAAAACGGUGAGAUCAGGAUGGCGUUUGUGCUGUACAGAAACUUGGGCUCCUACCUGCCCACCGAGAACGCCAGCGUCCGACUGGGCGGCGAGGCGGUCUAUCCGAAUUACUCGGUCAUUGUCAACUCCCCGGUGAUCACGGCUUCCAUCAACAAGGAGAGCAGUAAGGUUUACCUGUCUGAGCCGGUGGUCUUCACAGUCAAACACUUACAGCAUUCGGAGAAGAAUUUCAAUCCCAACUGCUCUUUCUGGAGCUACUCCAAGCGCACCAUGACGGGAUUCUGGUCGACGCAGGACUGCCGGUUGUUGGCCACCAAUCGCACACACACCACCUGCUCCUGCACCCACCUUACCAGCUUUGCCGUUCUCAUGGCCCACGUGGAAGUGAAGAAAACCGACAGCAUGCACGACGUGCUCCUGGACGUCAUCACGUGGGUGGGCAUCCUGCUGUCCCUGGUGUGCCUGCUGAUCUGCAUCUUCACCUUUUGCUUCUUCCGAGGGCUUCAGAGUGACCGCAACACCAUUCACAAAAACCUUUGCAUCAGCCUGUUUAUCGCAGAGUCCUUGUUUCUGGUCGGGAUCAACAAGGCAGAUCAACCGAUUGUCUGCGCGGUGUUCGCAGCCCUGCUUCAUUUCUUCUUCUUGGCAGCGUUCACCUGGAUGUUCUUGGAAGGCGUGCAGCUUUACAUCAUGCUGGUGGAGGUGUUUGAGAGUGAGCACUCCAGGACUAAGUAUUUCUACCUGGCGGGGUACGGAGUGCCCGCCAUCAUAGUGGCGGUCUCGGCCGCGGUGGACUACCGGAGCUACGGCACAGACCGAGUGUGCUGGCUUCGAUUGGACACAUACUUCAUUUGGAGCUUCAUAGGUCCGGCUACUCUCAUAAUUAUGCUGAAUGUUAUCUUCCUGGGUAUCGCCUUGUAUAAGAUGUUCCACCAUACGGCUAUCCUGAAACCAGACUCUGGGUGUCUGGACAACAUCAAGUCCUGGGUGAUCGGCGCCAUCGCUCUGCUGUGUCUGCUGGGCCUCACCUGGGCUUUUGGACUCAUGUACAUCAACGAGAGCACGGUGAUCAUGGCCUACCUCUUCACCAUCUUCAACUCCCUGCAGGGCAUGUUCAUCUUCAUCUUCCACUGCAUCCUGCAGAAAAAGUCUAUAACAACCCGGCCGUGGGCAUGUACAACACCCAAGCACCCUACCGGGACACAAAGGGCAUCCUGAACAAUGCAAGAGAUUCCAGUGUAAUGGAUACGCUCCCUCUGAAUGGUAACCACCCAAACAACUACAACAUGGCCAGCAGUGAGUACUUGAGCGACUGCGUCCAGAUUCUGGACCGGAGCGGCGGUUACGGCACCCAUAGCAACCACAAAGAGACCACCUUGGAGAAGAAGAUCCUCAAGGAGCUGACUUCCAACUACAUCCCGCCGUACCUUAAUAACCACGAGCGUGCAACCACGGAGCGCAGUCACAACCUGAUGAACAAGCUGGUCAACAGCAGUAUGGCAAAUGGAGGGAGUAUGGCUGGGGGCAGCAGUAGCAGCAGCAGCAGUGGCGUGAGCGGCUGUGUGGGCAGCGGCAAAGAAGACAACGGUCACCUAGUGCUGGACAACCCGGCGGCGUUCCCCCACGAGGAGAACCUUGGUCUGGAGAUCAUCCGGGAGGAGUCCAAUGCUCCCUUGCUGCCGCCGCGGCCCCCUCCUCCAGACAGCCACCCACCACCGCCGCCCCCUCCUCACAGCUUCUCCCGACAGCGGCGCAUCCCCCAGGAGCCCAGCGAGAGCUUCUUCCCCCUGCUAACCAACGAACACACCGACGAGCACACACACUCCCCCAACCACAGAGACUCGCUCUACACAAGCAUGCCGGUGCUGACGGACCUCCCAGAUGGGCAGAUAAACGGUUUAACAGACGGAGAGGAAGACAGCUCCGGGGAGCUCCAGCCCUGCAAGAGCGCCACUGCUCCAGAGCUGGAUGACGUCUAUUAUAAGAGCAUGCCAAACCUGGGCUCCAGGAAUCACCUACACGAGCUGCAGAGCUACUACCACAUGGGCCGUGGUGGCAGCGAUGGGUACAUGGUGUCCGGAAGCAAGGAGGAGUCCGACUCGUCUCCCGAGGAGGUGCCCGUAGACCCCUCUCAUCUGGUUACGAGUCUAUAGAGCCGGUCCAGACUUCUAUCCUUCCCCGUCCCUGAAGCCCAAUGUCACACUUUUAAAGUUCAAACAUUCUGUGUUGUUGACAGAGCUGGCCUGCCCUUGGAUUGACACACUGUGUGGGACAUUUUCCGUUGUUCAUGGAUGAGAUAUCACUGGUCGGAUCUAAAAAAUAAUAAUAAAAAAAAAAUAUGAGACUGAAUGUAUUGUCAUAAACGCUGCAGACUAAUAAGGCGGGUCUUGAAGACUUCUUUUUGUAACCAGGAAUGGGAGAGUUUGCAACCGAACGGAAUUCUUUCAAUUCAAAAGUUGAGCUAGACUGACCGUGGCCCUACAAGAACCCAACUAUGAACUUCAAGCAGAGAUUCUAGUGUCUAGUCUCCACAUCUUCAAGGCCGUCAGAGCGUGUGUCCGUGUCUCCAUGUCUGAAAAGACACUUGUUUGGACGAUGUCGUCAACUCUUUGAAGGGUACAGCAGGAGGUACUACCUUCCUGCCAAGUGAAGGAUAGACGAUGUUGUACCCUCAAGCGGUCAACCGGGAACAAUGAACAACUACCACGUCAAGCCAAAUUCCUUUUUUUUCCCGUUCAUAUCUGCUAAACUGGAAUCGUGUCUGGGCUGGUGUAACAUUCCUGCGAGUUGUAGUGACUACGGAUACUGUGUAUUUCACUCAAAAUCAAGAAAGACCAUAAGACUUCUAAAUGAACUCAAAAAGAUAAAAAAGAUUUAAAAAAAACAAGAAUGAAUUCCGUUGAUUCUCCUUUCUUCUGUAAACGUUUUUUCAGUUAUCAAAGGAUUACGAGGAGCUCACAUAAUGUUUUUAUGUAUUGUACAGAAUACAGAUACAAAAAUGUUGCAUAUGACUAAGUCUUUUAUUUUUGAAGUUGAAAAUCUUUUCGUCUGUGGGACUGUUCUGAAACGUCACAACAUGUUCUGGUCGUCUACAGGCCGCAGAUGGAACAAAGAACAAUCUGUCAUGUCAUUCUUUCUCAGAUACAGUUUAAGCACUCCUUCAUUAAUAUGCAUAUACCCUCACACAGGACGUCCCGGUCCUUGAAUAGCAACACCACUGACACAUUUGCAAAUCAGUUUUCCAAUAUACUUUACCACUGUGUUUUGUUUUUUUAAUUUUAUAUAUGAAGGGAAAAUGAUCAAAUGAUGAACGUUUUUUUACAAAACCGCUGCAAAAAGGAGCCUGGUUGAUACAAACACAGAUGCAAGACUUGAGGUGAAGUGAAUAAACGGUUUAAUAUAUAUUGUCUUUGUUGCCAAAUAUAUAGAAAUUGACAUGUCCUCGUUGUGACAAUGGUGGUGAGUGAAACAACUGCCAGUCCGAUGCUGCGUUCACACCAAAUGUGAUUUGCGUGUCUGUUUCAAAUUUGCUGAAUAACGCCUUAUCCAAAAAUGUGUUCAUAAACUUCCCACUCCUAUCGCAUGUGAGAGGAGCUAGUGUCAAAAGUUUUUAGCUUCAUCGCUACUUGGGAGGAUUGUCUGUAUCUCAUUUACAAUGCAUGGAAGACAUGGAUGAUGUUGAGAGAUCAGGUUUAUUUUAGGACCGGGAAUCGAUUAAAAAAAAUUAACUAAUUAACCGCAAACCCAGGAAAAAAAUUAAUCGCAAUUAAUCGCAAUAACUUUUUUUUGUUGCUACAUUCGAGGCUCAGGCUGUGACAACGGUGAUACGGAGAAAUAGUCCGCUUUUUGUGAAAAAGCAAUCUAAACUGGAAAAUAAACAAGAACUAAAAACUGAUUGAAUAUUUAUUUCUUCUGUAGAUAACUAUGGUAAAUGUGGGAUGAUACCUGACGAAGUGUUUUAAAUCACGCAAAGCGAAAGACUGCUGCUCCGCGAGGUGCAAUUAAUUUGUGUUAAUAAAUAUACGCUUUAACACUGUUUGGUUAAUUGCGUGCGCUAACACUUUAAUGUUCACAGCCCUAGUUAUAUAUGUCGAAGAGCCCUACUAAACCCUUGGUUAGCAUGUCGCCAUGUCUGAGUUCAUGAAAUCAAUCAGACUCUCCCAGUACAGUGAGGUUCACUCCAUAUACUGACUAGGGGACGCUUUCAGCGGUACUUCUGUCCCGCAUUCAUCUGAGAAGAGAAAAUAUUAAAACAAGAAUAAAAUUCGAGGACCUAUUUAUAAUUGUCAUGAUACAUAUCCGAAAAAUAUAAUAAAAUUGAGGAGUAGAACGAUCAGAUUCCCACUAAAUUACAUCGUUAACUAACCCUUCUGCUAUCCUAGGGGAUGUUUACGUUGAAAGUGGGGAUGUCUUGAUUUUUUUAUCUUCUCUGGUGUCUGUGGCAGAUAUUAAAUCCUGUCCACCUUUGGAAAGGUGGGAGGGAUCACGCAUCAAUAUAAAGUAAGGGUCGUCUGGACCCCAUGAGAGAGCACAAGGGUUAAUCAUGGUCCAAAGCCGAGUCCCUGAUUGGUUGACCCGACACGCCUUUUUUUUCCCAAAGUUCAAAUAUUUGAACUCUGGACACGCUACAACGCCUAAAACGCAGGACCUCUGAUCAUUUCUGUAAAUUGACUUAACAUUGGAUCGCCUCCGCCGCAAAAAUCGCGUUCGAUGUGAACGCAGCUCCAAAGUUUUAAUCAAUGCAAAAUAGGGAAACGCUGCAUCAUCACACAGCAGCUCCAUUCAAUGUCGCUAAAGCAAGGUUUACAAAUUUACAGGCAAAGAUUCAUAAGUGUAUGAAUUGUAGCUUUCCCAUGCACCCCCCUAGCCCCUCCCCGUCCCUAAGAGAGAAAUUAUUUAUUUAUCCGUUUAUUGGGUUUAAGAGCAGCCAAACAAGCUAGGGAAAAUAGGCUUUAGACUGGAGUAUAUAAAAUGACACUGUUUUUUUGUUUCAUCCUUUCUUUAAAUUAUUAUGAUCAUGAUUAUAAUUACAAUAUUACUGAUAAUUAUUUAUUCUUUUUGUAUGGGUUUCAAGUCGAAAGAUCUCAUAACUAAUAUUUGUUGUGACAGUGAAAGUUGUUUGCCAACAAAUAAAUUACUGACAUAGCU
Molecule: messenger RNA, 8123 nt
Organism: Oryzias melastigma (Indian medaka)
Lineage: Eukaryota; Metazoa; Chordata; Actinopteri; Beloniformes; Adrianichthyidae
Gene: adgrl3.1
Product: adhesion G protein-coupled receptor L3.1
Biological process (GO): synapse assembly; brain development; adenylate cyclase-activating G protein-coupled receptor signaling pathway
Cellular component (GO): axon; cell-cell junction; glutamatergic synapse
Molecular function (GO): carbohydrate binding; G protein-coupled receptor activity
Source: RefSeq, a predicted model, not a curated record